Molecule: messenger RNA, 540 nt
Organism: Penicillium daleae
Lineage: Eukaryota; Fungi; Ascomycota; Eurotiomycetes; Eurotiales; Aspergillaceae
Exons: 2
Coding region: 1-540 (179 amino acids)
Source: RefSeq, a predicted model, not a curated record
AUGACGGAAAGUACAUUCCAGGCUAAUAUAUUGUUCGACUUCGCCGAAAUUCAGGCUCACGCACAAGCCUCGACAACAGCGAAUCGUUCCGCCAUCAAUGCGGAUAGUUACCGCCCAUCCUCUCGCGCGCCGAAAUCGAAAGUCAUCACUGGUCCCCCGAAGUCCCUUUAUCUUCCACGCUUGUGCUAUACCGAUGAUAUCGGAUCCUUCUUGAUUGUCAGACGAGAGUCACCACGGGAUACCUAUCAACCUGUGUUCACCUACGACGGCGCGGGGAAAGUGACCAUCGACACUCGCUGCUCACGUCCCUCUCGCAUGGUUGCCAUCAGGAAGUAUCCCAAACAGGACACGCGUUGGCUGAUCGGACGAUUUGGCGGCUUCAACAUAGAAAUGUACUUUCCUUGUUGGAGUGUUACCUCGAUGUUAAUUUCACUUUUUUCUGGUGGACGAUUUGAGGUUGACCCUCGGCCAUAUCAUAGCCUGCCCGAAAAUUCGUCCUGCCGAGUUCGAGCUCGGAUGUAUUAUGGUUCAAGUAGGUGA